AUGUCUUUGAAGCGACUAGUUUUACCUGUUGAGCAGCAGCUGGGGCUGGUGUGCUUCCGGCUGCGCGGCUCCGACCAGCUCAACCAGAAGCUGCUGGGCAACAUCAACGCGUCGGGCCGCCUGCACAUGGUGCCCGCCUCCGUCAACGACAAGUACGUGAUCCGCUUCUGCGCCGUGGCGCAGGACGCCUCCGACGCCGACGUGGGAUCUUGGCUUCUGAAGCUUUCCUUCAAUCCGUCCAGUCACUCCCUUCCAGCCUCGUACGUAGCGUACGAAGCCCUUCCAGCGACGUACGUACUAAGAGGUCUAGGUCCGUUGCAAAGGCGGCAAAUAUUGCGCACUGCUUUGACGUGGAAAUGUUCAUCUCGAAGGCGUAUGUUCGUCCAUGAGGGCGCACGCGGGUUGGUGUUUUCGGAGGGCGGGGCGCGCGGAGUGGGACUGGGCAGCGUGGAGUUCACGCGUGCUCGCGAGCGUUGGUUAGAGCCGGUCGGCGAAUUGGAGGCGGCGCCACAAAGGCUGGGUCACGCCACGGGAUGUCAGAUCCGCCGAGCUGGCGGCAGGGCUGGUGGCGGUGGCGGUGGAGUAGGCGGUUGCGCCAACGAAGAUGGAAGCGGAGACAGACAAAGCGCCUCCAACGUCGUCACCGCCACCGCCGCCGCCCCGCCACCAGUGUCAAAAGCGUAG
Gryllus bimaculatus (two-spotted cricket) is the source of this 684-nucleotide messenger RNA. The record is from the annotation of a GenBank genome assembly. Lineage: Eukaryota; Metazoa; Arthropoda; Insecta; Orthoptera; Gryllidae.